Molecule: messenger RNA, 753 nt
Organism: Acipenser ruthenus (sterlet)
Lineage: Eukaryota; Metazoa; Chordata; Actinopteri; Acipenseriformes; Acipenseridae
Product: histone H1-like
Exons: 1
Coding region: 82-699 (205 amino acids)
Biological process (GO): nucleosome assembly
Cellular component (GO): nucleosome
Molecular function (GO): structural constituent of chromatin; DNA binding
Source: RefSeq, a predicted model, not a curated record
CUCACAUUUUGUGAUACACACAAGGUUAGUGUUGCGCGUUUGUAUUACUGAUAGUUUUCUUUGUGUCCAACACUGUUAGCUAUGUCAGAAAUUGCUCCAGCACCAGCCGCCCCUGCUCCGGCUAAAGCUCCCAAGAAGAAGACCGCGGCCAAGCCCAAGAAAUCGGGUCCCAGCGUGUCGGAGCUGAUCGUCAAGGCUGUGUCUGCCUCCAAGGAGCGCAGCGGGCUGUCCGUGGCGGCGCUCAAGAAGAUCCUGCAGGCCGGCGGCUACGAUGUGGAGAAGAACAACUCCCUCGUCAAUAGAGCCCUCAAGAGCCUGGUGACCAAGGAGACCCUGCUACAGACCAAGGGCACCGGCGCCUCGGGCUCCUUCAAGCUCAACAAAAAGGCGACGGAAGCCAAGGAGAAGGCGGCCAAGAAGAAGGCAGCUCCCAAGAAACCAGCGGCAAAGAAAGCGGUUGUCAAGAAAACAACGAAAAAGGUUUCGGCAAAGAAAGCAGCGACACCCAAGAAGACUCCUACGAAAGCGAAGAAACCGAAACCUGUAAAGAAGGCGCCCAAGAGCCCGAAGAAAGCGGCUGCCAAGCCUAAAAAGGUCGUAAAGAAGAGCCCGAAGAAAGCGAAGGCAGCGCCUAAACCUAAAAAGGUGACCAAGGCAGCUAAACCCGCAGCGAAGAAGGCGGCUCCUAAAAAGAAGUGAGCAGUUAAAGCGACGAUGUAACAAUGAACCCAAAGGCUCUUUUCAGAGCCAACA